Messenger RNA from Symsagittifera roscoffensis, 1251 nucleotides. RefSeq names its product forkhead box C1-B-like. Bases 286 to 1251 code for a protein of 321 amino acids. The record is from RefSeq and is a predicted model, not a curated record. Gene Ontology annotation, biological process: anatomical structure morphogenesis; regulation of transcription by RNA polymerase II; cell differentiation. NCBI's taxonomy places the organism in Eukaryota, Metazoa, Xenacoelomorpha, Acoela, Convolutidae. Gene Ontology annotation, molecular function: RNA polymerase II cis-regulatory region sequence-specific DNA binding; DNA-binding transcription factor activity, RNA polymerase II-specific. The transcript has a single exon.
CACUUGGAUCAGUUUCCCUCUGCUGGCAAAACUUCACCAAAUUCAAUCAUAACUUGACAAAAUUCUCAAAACAAACCCAUCUCAUCAAUUUGAUUAUUUUAUAAUCUCAAAUCAACUUCUGCACAAAAUAUUCUGAAAAAUACAAAUACUUUGCUGUUUUAUAAAAACCAUUUUAAAAUAUAAGUUGAUAACCUCUCUUUAAAUUUUCUAGAUUUCGACCGAAUCGAUUUGAACAAUUUCUUAAAACUCAACAGAACUUCAGUUAUUGACGAUAGCCACAACGAAAUGCAGACACAAGCUUACGCCGGAGCAGUGGGUGCGAACCCAGCCGCCUUUGCCGGAAUGAUGCCGGCAGCCGCUUACUACGACCAGGGCGCAUUCUACCGCCAGGCAGCCGCCGCCCAAUACAACAUGAUGGCCGGAAAUCCGAUGGCAAUGUACCCGACAACCGCAGACUUGUACUCGGGAACUGCAGCAAUGCGAGGAUACCCCGGAUACCCCAGUCCGUUUCCACACGAGAACCCGAAAGAUAUGGUGAAGCCUCCGUAUUCCUACAUCGCCCUGAUUGCUAUGUCAAUUAUGGCCUCCAAGGAUAAAAAAGCCACUCUUAGUUCGAUCUAUCAAUUCAUAAUGGACCGGUUUCCUUAUUACAGGCACAACAAACAAGGUUGGCAAAACAGUAUCAGACAUAAUUUGAGUCUAAACGACUGCUUUAUAAAAGUGGCGAGAGACGACAAGAAGCCAGGAAAGGGCUCGUAUUGGACUCUGGAUCCUGAGUCUUACAAUAUGUUUGACAACGGAAGCUAUCUGAGACGCCGAAAGCGGUUCAAGAAAAUUAAAGAAGAAGGUAAAUUUUCGGUUGCGCAGGGUCAAAACUCCCCAAAUGCGAAGUCGAUUAAACAAGAAAUAACGAGUUCACCGCACAACUCUCUCUCGGAGAACAACAAAGCCAGCUCCGAAAUAUCACCGACGUUUUCGCAACAUCAAGUCGAAAAUAACAACAUCAAUAAUGGAAACUUCACAAAUACCUCGAUCGCUCAAACCUCAAUGUCAGGCAAAGAAAUCUCAAUUCCAUCAAACGGUUCAGCAAACUUGGCUCUCAGCCAAAUUUCACCUCUCGAUGUCAACAUGUUUAAUGAUAAGACAUUCACGCAGCAAAUGAACUUCAACGAAAACGAAAGUUUCAAUGUUCUGCUUGGGUCUGAUUUGCACGGAGCCACUGGGUACUUUAAUUCGUCCGGAACGUUAUAG